This is a messenger RNA of Chrysemys picta bellii (western painted turtle), 6296 nucleotides long. RefSeq names its product protein phosphatase, Mg2+/Mn2+ dependent 1E (gene PPM1E). Gene Ontology annotation, cellular component: nucleus. Gene Ontology annotation, molecular function: protein serine/threonine phosphatase activity; cation binding. The record is from RefSeq and is a predicted model, not a curated record. Gene Ontology annotation, biological process: protein dephosphorylation; negative regulation of protein kinase activity. NCBI's taxonomy places the organism in Eukaryota, Metazoa, Chordata, Testudines, Emydidae.
GCGCAGGGAGGCUGGCCGGCCGGCGGGCGAGCAGGGAGCUCUCUGCGGGCUCAGUGCUGAUCCGCCGGCAGGCAGCCGGGCAUGCGAAGCGAUGGCCGCUGGCGGCUCUGAGGAGAAGACCUACCGCCGCUUCCUGGAGCUCUUCCUGGGCGAGUUCCGAGGGCCCUUCGGGGCAGAGCCAGCCCCCUCGCCCCCCGCCGCCGGGGCAGAAGGGGAAGGGGCAGCCGCUGGGGAGGCGGAGGAGAGCGACGCCGCGGACCCCCAGCCCCCCACCCCUCCGCCACCGCUGCCGCCGCUGCCUCGGCCGCUCUCCGAGCACAUCAUCGAGGAGGAGGUGGAGGGAGAGUGCCUGGACCUCUGCCUGCAGCAGCUCUACAAGUAUAAUUGCCCUUCAUUUUUGGCUGCUGCUUUAGCCAGAGCAACAUCAGAUGAAGUCCUUCAGAGUGAUCUUUCAGUGCACUACUUACCAAAGCAUGUGGAUAGUACAGAAGGCAUCAUACAGAUUGAGACAGUGAAGCUAGCCCGCUCAGUUUUCAGCAAACUCCACGAGAUCUGCAGCAGCUGGGUGAAAGACUUUCCACUGCAAAGGAGGCCCUACCGCUAUUAUGAGACAUCCAUCCAUGCCAUCAAAAACAUGCGCAGGAAGAUGGAAGACAAGCAUGUCUGCAUUCCUGACUUCAACAUGCUCUUCAACCUUGAGGACCAAGAGGAGCAAGCAUAUUUUGCAGUAUUUGAUGGUCAUGGAGGGGUGGAUGCUGCCAUCUAUGCCUCCAUCCAUCUCCAUGUGAAUUUGGUACAUCAGGAGAUGUUUCAACAUGACCCAGCGGAGGCACUUUGUAGAGCAUUCCGGGUGACAGAUGAACGCUUUGUUCAGAAAGCAGCCAGAGAGAGCCUACGGUGUGGCACCACUGGUGUGGUAACAUUCAUCCGAGGAAAUAUGCUGCAUGUAGCUUGGCUUGGUGACUCCCAGGUGAUGCUUGUGAGACAGGGCCAAGCUGUGGAACUAAUGAAGCCUCAUAAACCGGAUAGAGAGGAUGAGAAGAAGCGUAUUGAGGCCCUUGGAGGCUGCGUGGUCUGGUUUGGGGCCUGGAGAGUGAAUGGGAGUUUGUCUGUCUCCAGAUCUAUUGGGGAUGCUGAGCACAAGCCAUAUAUUUGUGGAGAUGCAGACUCCGCCUCCACUGUACUGGAUGGGUCUGAAGACUACCUCAUUUUAGCCUGCGAUGGCUUCUAUGACACAGUAAAUCCUGAUGAGGCAGUGAAGGUGGUGGCUGACCACCUGAAGGAGAAUAAUGGAGAUAGCAGCAUGGUGGCACACAAAUUAGUGGCAUCAGCACGGGAUGCUGGCUCCAGCGACAACAUCACUGUCAUUGUGGUAUUUCUCAGGGACAUGAAUACAGCAGUAAAUGUUAGUGAGGACUCAGACUGGACAGAGAACUCUUUUCAAGGAGGACAAGAAGAUAGUGGGGAAGAUAAAGAAAACCAUGGAGAUUGCAAACGGCCAUGGCCUCAACACCAGUGCUCAGCGCCUGCAGAUCUAGGGUAUGAUGGGCGAGUGGAUUCCUUCACUGAUAGAACUAGCUUGAGCAUAGGGUCCAAAAUUAACCUGUUUGAAGACCAACGCUAUUUAGACCUGAUGAAAACAGAAGCAAGCCAACCUCAGAAUGCCAAACAUUUGUUACCAGUUCAAGUGUUUAGCCCUGGCCUACCAAAGGGAGUCAAUAUGGUUAACGGCUCAACUGUAAAGAAUGAAACUCCAAAAAGCACCGCAUCUUCAGUGUCUGGACUGACAAAUCCAAGGGGAUAUUCUGCUUCUCUCAGUUUGAGUUCCACAGGGCAGCACAUUUACAGAAUGGAGGGUUUAUCUCCACACUUUUCUGGAUUGGAAAAGGAACAAUUCAGAUCCUUGGGGAAAAGAGUCCCUGCUUUCUCUCAUUUCCACUUCUAUAAUGCAAAGAGGCGACGUGGAGCCAGGCUCAAACCAAAGUUUCACACACAUCUCUUUGCUCACAAACCUUCCCAUACGGAAGGAUUAGGUCCAUCCUUACCUGUCCGAAGUGGCAGUAAAAUUAGGAUGUUGGUAAGAAGUUCUCUGUGGUGGAGGAUGAAUAGUCACAAAGUUUAUGGUGAGAAUAUGCUCUUGAGUCGAAGACAGAGUAAUUGUACACCAGAUCCAUACCUUUAUCAGAGCUGCAAAAUAUAACCAUCCUCCUUGUAUCCCCCCUUUAGGCAACUAGUUUAGUCAAUCCCAGAAUAAAAAUGGCAUCAAAAAAUCAAAAGGUGAGCAUUUCAGAACUGUGUUAUGGUUCCCUGUAAAACUCAGCUCAGAUGUAAAUAGACCAAGGAAUUAAAAAAAAUAGUUUGUCACAAUAAAACUGCUGGUGGUGCCACUCUAAGUACACCCCCACAAACACAUGCACGUAAGUAUCUAUAUUCUCAUUCACUAGACAAGCUGGUUAGUUGGCUCAGGUGAAUAGACACAGUUAGAAACCAUUGAAAAAAAUUGCAGCUGAGAAUAAAGUUGAACCUGCCUGAGAUACGUCUAUGGAGCAAUAUUUUUAGAAAGCUAUCCUGUUUUAGAAUGCUGAAUUUUGUAAAGGGUGGGGGGAGAGUUUCAUAGAAGUCCAGGUGGUGUUUUUUUCUUAUUUUCCUUUGUUUUAGACUAAUAUUAAGAGAAAUCUAUAGAAAACCAUCCACUUUGCAGGUAAAAGACUAAAAGCCAUACAGGGUAUUAACAGGUAAUUUAGGAAUGGAGAGACUCAUGCUGUAAAAUCUACUCUGUUCUCAGACUCAGAUUAAGGUACAUACAAUUAAUUUAGCUAUUAUUUCCUGUAACAUAUAAUGUGGAAUAUGAAAAAAAGUGUUUUUGUAUUUUUUAAAAAAAUAUUCCCCGUGGCUAGAGAUUUAGUAUGUGGGGAUUUCAUAACUUUUUGGUGCUUUUAGUGGCAUUUUUAUUUGUCAGUUUAGGAGGCUGUUGUCAACUGGCUUUAAUCUAACAGAACUGUGGUUAAUUGCUAGGAGAACAUCAUCACACCUUCAUCUCAGGUGUUGAAAGAAACUGAAUCUGAGAUGCUGUCCAGGUACAAUAUGCUGUCACUAAACUGAUCAAACUGUAGAACUACUUGUUAAGAAUAAUAAACAAUUUGAUCAGGAUUUUGUUUUAGGUUAGUUUCUAGACUGCAAGGGCAUAUUUAAAAUAAAGUGGAAGUUUUUAGGGAUGAUAAUAUGCUGGAGUGAGUGUGACACUACUUCUGAAUUCUUGUUAUUCCCGAUUCAGAAAAUGGAUGUGAGACUGCUAUAUUAACCCGAAGUGAAUGGAAAUGCUGUGGAUGUAGAUGAUUGAGGGUGGUUGCUUUGCUUAGCUGAGAUCAUAAAACGCACUGACAAUCCAGAGCUCUGCUCCAACAAAUUUAGAUUUGCAGAGAAAGAUGAAAAAUGUGGGUUGCCCAUUUGCUUAUCCCAUUAUUUAAAAAAAAAAACCCCAACUAACCUAUCCUUGAGAUGUCUUACUCUUAAAGGAAUAGUUAAUUAGAACACAAAAGUAAUUUAAAACUGUUCCAGUUGAAUGUAUCAGACAACAUAUUAGGCCUCCUGCCACGAUUAUUUGCCACAAUAACUAAGUAUGGGAAUACUCAUUUGGCACUGGUAUGAAUAUAAAAUGUAAUUCUCCAACGGCAUUUAAUUUUAGCAUGAUUUAAUAUACCACUCAGUCUUAGCAGUAACACUUUAAAAAUCAGCCUUACAGUUAGCUAGAAUUUGUUAAAAUAUUUAAAUAAGUAGUCAGGAGAGUCUAAAUUAUUUGAAACCAUAAGACUUGAACUUUACUGAUCUCAGCUUGCUCUUUGAGUCAGUCUUUUAAAAGUCGUUUGAUGAAAUAGUAAAAAGCUGUAAGCAAACAGGAGUUGAAGUGUGGUUUUAGAUUCCUGUAAUUAUUUUGCAGUUUUUUUAAACCACAAAUAUAAUUGAGUCAUUGGUUCUUACAUUUGUCAUCUUUCAAAGCCUUAGAUGUUGUUAACAUUCUCUUCAGAUGUAUUGUAUGUUUCUAAUCAAAUUUACUAAGGAAAUUGAGAAACCACCGAAUACUAAAGUAUGCAAUUUUGGGCAUCUUGCUGUUGCCUUUUCCUUGUUUAAACUUCUCACACUAAUAUAGAAGAUGCAUUAAAAGUCUCUUCUGUUUGAUAGUUGUACUUUUACUGGAAGGUGAUGUAAGUGCAAUUCUUUGUCUAAGUAAAUAUGUCAAGAUAAAGUUAUGGAUGAUAGAACUUUCCAAUGUGCAAGACUGGUUGAAAAAUACUGGAGUGAGUGUAUGCUCUCUUGUCAAGAGUGUAGUUCUUUAGGUGUGGAUUCAUAAAUGAUCAUUCUGCUUCUCAGACCAUUUAGGAGGGAAAUUGCCAUCACAGUUCCUGCGUGGUCCAGUGCAAAAUAUUGUAUAAAUAGCAAGUGUUCAUUUUUUCACUAUAUUCAUGUAGAGUAGAUAGGAACCAUUUGUAAGGUAAGUCUUUUAAACUUCUAUAAUACAUAUAAAAGUAGUGGUUAUUGGUCUGAUAUAUGCUGCUCUUGAUUCUACACACUAGACAAAAGAGCAGUGCUUUGUGAAAUGCAAUGUUUUCUCUUAAUGCCACUGGUGAUAGGAAGUAGUUCUCUUCAGUUCAAAAUCCUGUGCCCUUAUUUGCUGCUUGCUAAUGUAAGCAAUAAGUUCCCCUCUAACUAAUGGUAUUUAAAUGUUCUGUAUCUUGUAUUUUGAUCGUCUAUCUGGUGAUAAUGUAAAAAAAAAAUUAGACAAAUAUAAAAGUAUCUCUAUAAAUGUAUUUAUUAACUGUUAAUUCUAAGAUUCAGUCUGACACUUGUGUUUUGUAACUUUAUUGUGUAUCUUAGUAGUGGUGAAAUUUGUAUAACCUUUCCAAUAAAGAGCUGAAGUAUCCCUUUUUCAAGUUAACACAAUCUGCAUCAGUUUCAGUUUACCUAUUAAACAUGUUUUGCAGGAAUAAAAGGUAGGUAGUGAAAAUAAAAUAUUGUGUUGGUUUUGAGAAAUGGACUUCAGGCUUUUUGUCUGAAGCUGUUCAGAACUCACUGGUAUGCUAUUCACUGUGAGUUUUAAAGGGAUUAAUUUAAUCCCCCCUCUAAUAGUUUCCAGUGUACACUUUUUAAAUGUGCAACUCUUGAGGAAUGUCUGCUGUUGCAGAGAGCAGUAUAGCACCAGACCAGGGAGCUGUUAACCCAUUUCAAUUUGCACUAAAGGUGUGGAAACAUGUAAAUAACUUUUCUUUACCUAAAAGUGCCAUCAAUUGUCCUUGCAAGUUAAAAUAAUUCACUAUUUAUUUAGUUUAGUCUGCAGUGUAACAUUUAAGGACAAUGUCAAAGCAGAUUUUAACUUAUACCACAUUUACAGUGGUACAUUGUCAAACUCUGCUCCAUUUUUGGAACACGGUCUGUGAAAAAUGCAUUGUGUUAUGGACAGAUAAACAUGAGGUACAAGAAAUUCAGUGUUUACAGAUAUGACUGCUGUAGUUCAAGUCCACUAUGCUAUCCUACCUACCACUGGGUAAUUCUUACUCUAGCAGUGUCCUGCUGUAGCACUGAGAAAGAUUGAUCUAAAUUAGUGGCUGUUUUAGCACAGUGUAUUCACUCAUUCAACACUAGUCACAUAGACAAAGCCAUUAAAGGGGAUACUACAGCUUUGUUCAUGCCUACAAUUUAGGACAAUCUUUCUUUGGAUCAUAACUCUGCAACAGCAAAUAAAACUUUCUACCCUUAUAGCAUGCAAUAAAUAACAGUGAAGCAUAAAUGCAACCUCUAACGUAAAUGUUCAUGUCCUUUUCCAGUCAUUGUUAACCAGGCUUAAAGCACUGUAGCUGCCAGCAUUAAAACAUCAGAGAAACCCCCCACUUCAAAGACUUAAUUCAAGUAUUUACAAGUUGACUGCAUUUGUUUUCUUUUACUUACAUCUUUCUUUGCUGCAUUUCUUUACCUUUAAAUUAGAAGAAACUGAAACAGGACUAGGGAAAGUUGGCAGAGAUUGAUCCUGUUUUCUUAAAGUAGUAACUUGUUUUUAGAACUCCAGGUGUGGUGCCAGCUCCUACAUUGGGUGCUUCUGUUGAGAGAUACUUGUUCUCUAUGAAGUGAUUAAAUUAAUCAUUUUUAUGCUACAGUGUUCGGAUCUUUCCAUUUGCAACCUUGUUCUACAGCUCAUGAGGUCAGUUGUAAUCCAUGUAACAGUCAUCCAUAUUUUAUUUAAGUGUUUACGGAUAAGGACUAUGUUGAAAUUUUAUCAAUAUCUUAAUAAAACAAUUUAAAACAUU